Pteronotus mesoamericanus is the source of this 1439-nucleotide messenger RNA. RefSeq names its product keratin 18 (gene KRT18). The record is from RefSeq and is a predicted model, not a curated record. Lineage: Eukaryota; Metazoa; Chordata; Mammalia; Chiroptera; Mormoopidae. The coding region runs from base 94 to 1386 and encodes 430 amino acids. The transcript is spliced from 7 exons. Gene Ontology annotation, biological process: intermediate filament cytoskeleton organization. Gene Ontology annotation, cellular component: cytoskeleton; keratin filament. Gene Ontology annotation, molecular function: structural molecule activity.
UCGCGGACUUGGCACUCACUGCAGCUUCAACCUGAGUCUCCGCUAGUCGCCUUCCUCCUGCGUGUUGGCUUCUCGCCUUCCUCCCUAAACAGCAUGAGCUUCAGCACACGCUCCAGCUUCUCCACGAGCUACCGGACCCUGGGCUCCGUGCAGUCGGCCAGCCACCGGGUCCGGCCGGUCAGCAGCGCGGCCAGCGUCUAUGCAGGCGCCGGGGGCUCGGGCUCCCGGAUCUCGGUGUCCCGCUCCACCAGCGUGCGGGGCGGCUGGGGAUCCGGAGGCCUGGCUGCAGGGAUGGCGGGGGGUCUGGUGGGCAUAGGGGGCAUCCAGAGCGAGAAGGAGACCAUGCAAUGCCUGAAUGACCGCUUGGCCUCCUACCUGGAGAGGGUGAGAAGCCUAGAGGCUGAUAAUCGGAGACUGGAGAUCAAAAUCCGGGAACACCUAGAGAAGAAGGGACCCCAGGUCAAAGACUGGGGGCAUUAUUUCAAGACCAUCGAGGACCUGAGAGCUCAGAUCUUUGCACAUUCUGUGGACAAUGCCCGCAUCGUUCUGCAGAUUGACAAUGCCCGUCUUGCUGCUGAUGACUUCAGAGUCAAGUAUGAGACAGAGCUGGCCAUGCGCCAGUCUGUGGAGAAUGACAUCAAUGGGCUCCGAAAGGUCAUUGAUGACACCAAUAUCACUCGCAUGCAGCUGGAGACAGAGAUCGAGACUCUCAAGGAGGAGCUGCUCUUCAUGAAGAAGAACCAUGAGGAGGAAGUAAAUGGUCUACAAAACCAGAUUGCCAACUCUGGGUUGACCGUGGAGUUGGAUGCCCCCAAAUCUCAGGACCUGGGCAAAAUCAUGGCGGAACUCCGGGCCCAGUAUGAAGAGCUGGCUCGGAAGAACCGAGAGGAGCUAGACAAGUACUGGUCCCAACAGAUUGAAGAGAGCACCACAGUGGUCACCACACAGACUGCUGAGAUAGGUGCUGCUGAGACGACACUCACAGAGCUGAGACGUACGGUCCAGUCCUUGGAGAUUGACCUGGACUCAAUGAGAAAUCUAAAGGUCAGUUUGGAGAACAGCCUGAGGGAGGUGGAGAUGCGCUAUGCUAUGCAGAUGGAACAACUCAAUGGGAUCCUGCUGCACCUGGAGGCAGAGCUGACCCAGAUCCGGGCAGAAGGACAGCGCCAAGCCCAGGAGUAUGAGGCCCUGCUGAACAUCAAGGUCAAGCUGGAGGCUGAGAUUGCCACCUACCGCCACCUACUGGAAAAAGGGGAGGACUUCAGUCUUUUUGACGCCCUGGACAAGAGCCACUCCUUAGAAACCAUCCAAAAGACCACGACCCGCAAGAUUGUGGACGGCAAAGUGGUGUCUGAGGUCAACGACACCAAAGUUUUGAGGCAUUAAAGGCAGCAAAAGUGGGGCAUCCCUUGGCAAGGCAGGAUGCCAAUAAAAAGUUC